This is a messenger RNA of Ailuropoda melanoleuca (giant panda), 3548 nucleotides long. RefSeq names its product acyl-CoA dehydrogenase family member 11 (gene ACAD11). Lineage: Eukaryota; Metazoa; Chordata; Mammalia; Carnivora; Ursidae. Bases 185 to 2104 code for a protein of 639 amino acids. Gene Ontology annotation, biological process: fatty acid beta-oxidation using acyl-CoA dehydrogenase. The record is from RefSeq and is a predicted model, not a curated record. Gene Ontology annotation, cellular component: mitochondrion; cytoplasm. Gene Ontology annotation, molecular function: acyl-CoA dehydrogenase activity; flavin adenine dinucleotide binding. The transcript has 16 exons.
UCUAGAGCCUAAGUCACCAGAUUCAGGGCAGUGUGAUUGGCUGGAGCGGCAGGGUCAUCUCCGCCCCGACGCGACCGGGCCUCGCCCCCUGGCGGUGGAGUUGUACUCUCGGCCACCCGCGGACCCUGAACGCGGGAGACCUGUGGAUUCUGCGUCUCUGAGGCCUGCAGCGGCAGCCGCAGCCAUGGAGGCCGGUGCUUCCCCUGAGCCCGACACAGCCGAAGUGCUGCCCCAGCAUAAGUUCGACAGCGGGUCCCUAGAGGCCUAUCUAAACCAGCACUUGCCCGGCUUUGGGGCCGAGCCCGAGGCCAAGCUGACCGUUACCCAGUACAGAUCAGGACAGUCCAAUCCAACCUUUCAUCUCCGGAAGGGCUUUCGAGCAUAUGUACUCAGAAAAAAACCACCUGGUUCACUUCUUCCUAAAGCACAUAAGGUUGAUAGAGAAUUUAAAGUCCAGAAAGCUUUGUUUUCAGUUGGAUUCCCCGUUCCCAAGCCUUUAUUGUACUGCAGUGAUCCUUCUGUCAUUGGAACAGAAUUUUACGUGAUGGACCAUGUGCAGGGUCGAAUCUUUCGUGAUUUCACAAUUCCUGGAGUUAGCCCAGCAGAACGCUCAGCCAUAUAUGUGGCCAUGAUAGAAACCUUGGCUCACUUACAUUCCUUGAAUGUACAGUCAUUGCAGCUGGAAGGAUAUGGUAGAGGUGCUGGCUACUGCAAAAGACAGGUAUCAACCUGGACAGAACAAUAUCAAGCUGCAGCUCAUCAGGAUAUCCCUGCCAUGAACCAGCUGUCUGACUGGCUAAUGAAAAACUUGCCAGAUAAUGACAAUGAAGAAAAUUUGAUUCAUGGAGAUUACAAACUAGAUAACAUAGUUUUCCACCCUACAGAGGUACUGUCUUAUGGCAUUAUUCGCUUUGUAUUAACUUUAGCUAAUGAACUUUUUUCUUGUUAUUACUUUAAGGAAGUAAUUGAGUUCUAUGUUCAAAAUGAAAAUUCAGGGGACAGAUGGAAAAAACCUUUAGUGAUUGAUAAACUUAAGGAAAUGGCCAAAGCAGAAGGCCUCUGGAACUUGUUUUUGCCAGCUGUAAGCGGUCUCAGCCAGGUGGACUAUGCCUUGAUUGCUGAAGAAACAGGAAAAUGCUUUUUUGCUCCAGAUGUCUUUAACUGCCAAGCACCAGACACAGGGAACAUGGAAGUGCUCCACCUAUAUGGAAGUGAAAAGCAGAAGCAGCAGUGGCUUGAGCCUCUUCUUCAAGGGAACAUUGCCUCCUGCUUCUGUAUGACAGAGCCCGGUGUAGCUUCAAGUGAUGCCACAAAUAUUGAAUGUAGCAUCCAACGAGAUGGAGAUAGCUAUGUAAUUAAUGGCAAGAAAUGGUGGAGCAGUGGAGCUGGAAAUCCAAAGUGCACAAUUGCACUUGUUUUGGGAAGAACUAAAAAUGCCUCUGAAACCAGAUACAAACAACACAGCAUGGUUCUUGUUCCUAUCAACACACCUGGAGUAGAAAUAAUAAGGCCUUUGUCAGUUUUUGGCUACAUGGAUAAUUUCCACGGAGGACAUUUUGAGAUCCAUUUUAAUCAAGUACGAGUUCCUGCCACCAAUUUAAUACUGGGUGAAGGUAGGGGAUUUGAAAUUGCCCAAGGCCGCCUUGGCCCCGGCAGAAUCCAUCACUGUAUGAGAACAGUAGGCCUGGCAGAACGCGCUUUGCAGAUUAUGUGUGAACGGGCAACACAAAGGGUGGCCUUUAAGAAGCAGCUGUUCUCACAUGAGGUUGUGGCUCACUGGAUUGCUGAAAGCCGCAUUGCCAUUGAGAAGAUACGUUUGUUGACCCUGAAAGCCGCCCACAACAUUGACACUCUGGGCAGCGCUGGCGCUAAGAAGGAGAUUGCAAUGAUUAAAGUGGCUGCCCCUCGGGCCGUCUGCAAGAUUAUUGACCGGGCGAUCCAAGUGUGUGGAGGUGCAGGUCUUUCCCAAGAUUACCCUCUGGCUAACAUGUAUGCCCUAACGCGGGCUCUGCGCUUAGCAGACGGGCCUGAUGAAGUCCACCUCUCAGCAGUUGCAGCGAUGGAGCUGCGGGACCAAGCCGCAGGCAUGAGGUCCAAGGUGUAGGAGCGGCGGUGUCUCGCCUUUACACACACUUCAUGGGCUCUAGCACUGGCGCCUCGUUCUCAUUUUGCACCAGUUUGAGCACAGGAUUAAUCACUCAUCUUCAGUAAAGAUUUGAGCAUCUGCGUUGAUCUUGGGUUUUAUAAUUUCAAGGGUCACAAAGGUUUAAGUAAAUUCUAUAGCUGCUGUCGUUCAGUCUAUCACCUAUGUGUUUAGCCUUUAUUUUUAAAACAUUCAACUUGUGAAGAAAUGAUGAAGUAAACUGUAGAGCUAAAGCAUAGGCAUACAAAUAUUUUCACUUUUUGAUUCCCAGGAAUUGUUCCAUUUAAAUAAAUAUUCAAGGAGUCAUUGAUCUGUAAAAAAUACAGGGGGAUAUCCUUUUUAACACUGGUUAGGGGGUGGUUUAACACUGUGUAGUACCACCGUGUGUGCACUGGAGAAGGAUGCGUGACCGACUGUCAUUUUAGAAUUCGUAUAAGCCUCUUCGUAAUUCAACAGAAUGCGUUUAUACAUAAAAUCUGAAUGCAGUUUAAAGUUUGCUAGAAAACAUGGCAUAUUACAAGAAAAUAUAAUUAAAGUUUUUAAUCAUGUAUAAUAUGUUGAUGAGCACAGUGGAUAGUUUAAGCUACAAGAAAGUUAUUUAGUUUUGAGAGGAGAUCACAAACCAUCUGUUCUGAAUGCCAUCCCGUUAAUGUCACACCCAUGCUGCCCAGUACAGUGGCCACUGGCCGGAUGGGACUCUUGAGCACUUUAAUUGUACCUAGUGCAACUGAGGAACUUUUGAUUAAAAUUUUAAUUAAAUAUCAAGUCUUGGUUACUGGAAAACUUUAAAGUAUCUCACUUGGGUAUGUGAAUUGACUUUUUCAAAUUAAAUUUUAUGAAACCUAAGUAUGGAGCAAGUAUUUUGGCUGAAAAUUUAGCAUCCAAAUUAAGAAGCAAAGUAAGUGUAAAAUACAUACCAAAUUUUGAAGACUUAGUGUGAGAAAAAGGUAAAUUAUCUCAAUACUUUUCAAGUAGUGAUUAUAUAUCAAAAUGAUAAAAUGCGGAUGUAAGGCAUACCUUGUUCUGUGUGCCUCACUUUUUGCACUUCUUACAAAUCCAAGGUUUGUGGCAACUCUGCAUCAAGCAUGUCAGCACCAUUUUUCCAACAGCAUUUGCUCACUUCAUGUCUCUGUGUCACACUUUGGUAAUCCUUGCAAUAGUUCAAACUUGUUCAUUACUAUUGAAGUGCUGCGAUCUCAUGAUCAAACUUGAACGGAUGAGGACUUGCUUCUUAUGGAUGAGCAGAGAAAGUCAUUUCUUAGGUAGAAUCAACUCCUGGGGAAGAUGCUGUGAAGACUGCUGAGAUGACAAAGAUUUAGAAUAUGACAGAAACUUAGUUGAUAAAGCAGGGGCAGGAUUUCCAAGGUUUGACUCCAAUUUUGAAAGAAGGUCUGCUCACUGGGGA